UGCCCAGGUAACCAGUGAGCGGUCCCGCCCCUCCGGGCCAAGGCUUUGGCGCGCCGCUGAGUGUUGCUGGAGUAGGAACCCCGGUGUCUACCAGCGGCUUUCGCGCGAUGCCCAAGUGGAGCCUGCGGCGGAGGCCGGGCCGCACACUCGGACUCCUGCUGCUGCUGGUCUUGAGCUUCCUGGUGCUCCGCAGGUAUCUGAAUCCCAAGGUGGGCAGCUGUGACCGUGAAGGGGCUCUGAGCCUACGUGUCUUCAUGUUGAACGUCCUGUCUGUCUUGUUCCUGGCUGCAGCAUCUGCUUGCUCUUCCCCUGCAGUGGGGCCCAGCCCAGGAAGUAGUAAUGAAGAAAGUCACCUUUCAAGGUUGAACUGGACCUCUGUGCUUCCCCUAUGGCUCCAACGUCAGCGCCUGGGACUUCGAACAAAAGGCCCAAACUUCAUGCUGGAGGACUCCACCUUUCAGAUUUUGGGGGGAUCCAUACACUAUUUCCGUGUGCCCAGGGAAUACUGGAGGGACCGCCUGCUCAAACUGAAAGCCUGUGGCUUGAAUACCCUUACUACCUAUGUGCCAUGGAACCUCCAUGAGCCAGAACGAGGCAAAUUCGACUUCUCUGGGAAUCUGGACCUAGAGGCCUUUAUCUGGCUGGCUGCAAAGAUUGGCCUGUGGGUGAUUCUGCGACCAGGGCCCUACAUCUGUAGUGAGAUUGACCUCGGGGGCUUGCCCAGCUGGCUCCUUCAAGACCCUGACAUGAAGCUAAGAACAACUUACCCUGGCUUCACUAAGGCAGUGGAUCUUUACUUUGACCACCUGAUGUCCAGGGUGGUGCCGCUUCAGUAUAAGCAUGGGGGGCCUAUCAUUGCGGUGCAAGUGGAGAAUGAGUACGGUUCCUAUAACGGAGACCAUGCGUACAUGCCUUACAUCAAGAAGGCACUGGAAGACCGUGGCAUCAUUGAGAUGCUCCUGACCUCAGACAACAAAGAUGGCCUGGAAAAGGGAGUGGUUGACGGAGUGCUGGCCACCAUCAACUUACAGUCACAACAGGAGCUGGUGGCACUAAACAGUAUUCUCUUAUCUAUACAGGGGAUUCAACCCAAGAUGGUGAUGGAGUACUGGACAGGGUGGUUUGACUCGUGGGGUGGCUCCCACAACAUCUUGGAUUCCUCUGAGGUCCUGCAAACAGUGUCUGCCAUCAUCAAAGACGGCUCCUCCAUCAACCUGUACAUGUUCCAUGGAGGCACAAAUUUUGGCUUCAUAAAUGGAGCCAUGCAUUUUGGUGACUACAAGGCUGAUGUUACCAGCUAUGACUACGAUGCUAUAUUGACAGAGGCUGGAGAUUACACUGCCAAAUACACCAAGCUUCGAGAACUCUUUGGAACCUUCUCAGGCGUCCCUCCACCUCCUCCACCUGAGCUUACUGCUAAGAUGGUCUAUGAGCCAGUGACUCCAUCUUUCUACCUGUCACUGUGGGACGCUCUCCUGUACAUGGAUAAGCCAAUCACAUCUGAGAUACCCAUCAACAUGGAGAACCUGCCGGUAAACAAUGGUAAUGGGCAGGCCUUUGGGUAUGUCCUCUAUGAGACCACCAUCUUUUCAUCUGGCGUCCUCAGUGGCCUUGUGCGUGACAGAGGACAGGUCUUUUUGAACAGAGUGUCCAUAGGAUUCUUGGACUAUACGACAACGAAGAUCACUAUCCCCUUGACCCAGGGUUACACAAUACUGAGGAUCUUGGUGGAGAAUCGUGGGCGAGUCAACUACGGAAAUAACAUUGACAGCCAGCGCAAAGGUUUAAUUGGAAAUCUCUAUCUGAAUAAUAAACCCCUGAAAAACUUCAAAAUCUACAGCCUGGAUAUGACAAAGCAGUUCUUUCAGAGGUUCGACAUGGACAAGUGGAGUGUCGUACCCAAAGAAAUUACCUUUCCCGCUUUCUUCCUGGGCACCUUGUCAGUUGGCAUUUACCCUUCUGACACAUUUCUGAAGUUGGAGGGCUGGGUGAAGGGGGUUGUGCUCGUCAAUGAUCACAACCUUGGACGCUACUGGAAUGUAGGACCUCAGGAGACUCUCUACCUCCCCGGUGUCUGGCUGGACAAAGGACUCAACAAGGUUAUCAUUUUCGAAGAGACAAUGGCAGGCUCCAUGGUACAGUCUACUGAUAUCCCCCACCUGGGCAGGAACCAGUAUGUUAACUGAACAGCAGCCCCUGCAGCCCCUGCUAUGGCUGGCAGCUUCCUUCCUUCCUGUCCUGCAGGAGAAGUCAUCGUAACUAGCAACCUCAGGGAAUGAAGGGCUAUAUUCAACUCAGGCCAAAAUUCUAUGCCUAAGCCUAAGAGAAGAUGGGGUAGCGCUGUCUGGGAUACACUCAGAGUGAGAUGUCUUCUCUUCUGGUUUUGUGGACGGGCAUUUUCUGCUCCCCUGAUCUUCCAGGGGAGGCCACAGAGCGGCCACAGAGUAUGUAGUUAGUUAUAUCACCUUCAAAGAAGGUGCUGAGGCGGGUGGGCACUGCCCUCUUCUGGAAGUGAAAGCCUCACUGGCCAGCCUGCUGGUUCUAGGUAGGCUUUUUGAACAUUCCCAGCAGGGUGUGGUCACACCCUAGACAGCUUCUUUGUGCUCCUGAAUUUGUGGGUUUGUCAUUGUUUGUAGAGCCAAGAGAAAAGGGGUCUUAUUUGAGUCAACUUUAUUUUUUUGACUUUGCACCUGCCAGUUCUGGGGAUCUGGAAGAAGUCUUUUCCUGUUCUCUCUGUCUCUUAUUACAUUAAUCAGUUGAUAAACUGAGCCUAAGAGAAACAGGCAUGUUCAAUCCAGCAUGUUAGAGCUGGGCACUUCAGCAGAAACCACCUCACAUCCAUGCUCUCAGGAAGGGAAUGGCAGAAGACCCAGCGAGGUGGUGCUGGGCAGCUAUGCCCGACUGCAGUAGAAUCUGGGGUUAGCUAGAGCACACAGGUCUAGCACCGUCCUUGUUUUCAGCUCAGCUGGUUUCUUUGAACACUCGUCUUCCCCUUCCUGACCAAACAGCAGGGAGGAGGAAAGGCAGCCUUCUGUCACACACAGUCCAGACUGAAGGCUCUUGUUCAAGGAAUCAAGUGCAAUGGCUUGGUGUGGUCUUGCCAUUCUAAACUGCAAUACACUUGAAGCAAACCUUCUUUGUGGGGUCUCCAGCUUCUCUGUACCAUUCUCAGCCAUGGCAGAAAGUGACCUUUAGGGAUCCAGAUACUGAUGGUACCCAGCUGGCAGGUGGCACAUGCCACUGGCUUCUUACCACCUUUCCUGAUUUUCCUUCUCCUUGAAAUGUCAUUGCACUAAGAGCAGUCCAAUCUCAUGCUGGUGGUUAAGAGUAAGAACUUUCUAGAAAGCUAAACCACAAUAUAUAAGUUAGCUAUAGGGGAUAGUUUUUCUUCAUAAAUUACAUCUGACAUGUACUGCUCCAAGCCGAUUGUCUUCAGUAAUAGUGAAAAUCAAAUAACACACAUCCGUGAGCAUAGUGCCCACACAGAAGCCUAGCGAAGAUGGGUUAGGCAAGAGCAGGCAAACAGAGAGCCUUGCAGACUGACAGGCCAGCUUCCUGAGUAUGACCAGGGACACUGUAGUCAGGGCUACUGCAGCCACCGAGCUAAGCUCCCAGCUAAUGUAUCCGCAAGUGGUCAUAGCGGAACAGCCCAUGUCCCACUGGGUCUGCGAAAUCGAGGUUUUCUGUCUGUCUGUCUAUCUGUCCAUCUCUCUCUCUCUCUCUCUCUCUCUCUCUCUCUCUCUCUCUCUCUCUCUCUCUCUCUCUCUCUCUCAUAUUCUCUCAGAUGGGGUCAUAUUAUGUAGCCCCGCCUUGAUCUUUUGUUUCUCUUGCCUUAGCCUUGCAACUUCUCUACCAUCAUGCCCAACUCAAAGGAAGCUUUUUUUUUUUAAAGCCCUUUAUUUGUCUUAAAGUUUUAAAAUAAAAUUAUGUGAUAAGUUUC
Molecule: messenger RNA, 3940 nt
Organism: Rattus norvegicus (Norway rat)
Lineage: Eukaryota; Metazoa; Chordata; Mammalia; Rodentia; Muridae
Source: RefSeq, a predicted model, not a curated record